UCGAUAUAAACUUACGGGAGGACACGCUGGCUGACGUUCUCAACCGACUGACUUCAGGAAAACCUGUGUGCAAGUUGUCAUCACCAGAACCAAGAUGCAGGCCCUACUGUUGGCCGGCGCCGUCCUGCUCAUUAUGACACGGGCCGUCCUGUUAGAAUCUUCUAAAGAUGAUGAACAGGAAGACAUGUUGGACGGAGAUGACGAGCCCCACCCACUCCUGGUGACCAAAGAGGCGUGGUUCGACAUAGAGAUCGAUGACGAGCCUGUGGGGAGAAUUGUGAUCGCGCUGUUCGGGGAGACUGUUCCUAUAACUGUGGAGAACUUCCACAAGCUGGCACAGGGGAACGUCAGGAAUGAUCCUACCUUCGGGUACAACGGAACGUACUUCCACCGCGUGGUGCAGGACUUCAUCAUCCAGGGAGGGGACAUCUCGUCUUACGAUGGAACAGGCGCUUCCGCCUGGGUCACGCCGGGCCAGGCUGGGUGUCCAUGGCCAACAGUGGACCAGACUCCAACAACUCCGAGUUCUUCAUCCUGCUGACCAAAUCACGCUUCCUGGACAAGAAACAUGUCGUCUUCGGAAAGGUCGUCAAGGGCAUGGAUAUCGCCCGGAAUAUCGGAGAGAUGAGGAGCAGUUCUAACGGUCUGCCGUACAAGCUAGUCCGUGUGGCCGACUCUUCCUCUGAUGCCGUGACACAACCCUACGUGUUGGACGCGCCGGAGGCCAUCAUAUAUGACAUCGAACCCGACCUUAUUAAACCUACGUGAUCUUUAACACAUUCUGAUCUCAGUUUUCUUCGAGCUCUUAUAUCGCUACAUGUGUUCGCAACAAACUUGUUUUCAUUUAUGUAAAACGAAAUUAGGACGUGGACCAGUGAGGAUUGUAAUGGGGGAAGGGGGUUCAGUUUAGUAUGAAGGCUGGGAAGGGUUUUCAACUAACCGGGCACAAAAUGUGACUUUGUAUUUUCACAAAAUCUCGCACUUGAUCUAUGAGUAAAUACAGAAUGCUUGGUUCACAUUGUAGAACCAUCACCACCGAUUUCAACAGACUGACGUAGACGGCGGGCAGAGUUAUUUUAGCACACGGUGACACACUUAUUAUACAGCCCGCAUCAAUGUCUACAUAAAUCGACGCUUAAGUACAGAAGCAUGUUUGUCAACGUAUUUUCAGUCAUGUCAGGCCGGGAAAAUUAGACAAAAAGAACGCUACAGAACAUGAGUGAUAUCGAUUUUUCUUCUGGUAAUAAAAUGCUUCAUUGUCAACGUAUAAUGUCUUGGUCUUUUAAACGAUCACAACAAUAAAUGCAAUCAAUAUAUUUUGCUGCAGUUGUGUUAUAUAUAUAUACACACAUAUAUAUAUAAGUUUUUGUUAUGUAUCUGCCUCUCACAUUUCUAUAAGCUUUUCGAAACACAUUAUCUCCAUCUGUUGCUACAUAAUGUUACAUGUACGUAUACCAUAGUGGCAAGUUAUUAACGACGAAAUAAAGUGUAUAGAAGAAUG
Molecule: messenger RNA, 1501 nt
Organism: Branchiostoma floridae (Florida lancelet)
Lineage: Eukaryota; Metazoa; Chordata; Leptocardii; Amphioxiformes; Branchiostomatidae
Product: peptidyl-prolyl cis-trans isomerase B-like
Biological process (GO): protein folding; protein peptidyl-prolyl isomerization
Cellular component (GO): intracellular membrane-bounded organelle
Molecular function (GO): peptidyl-prolyl cis-trans isomerase activity
Source: RefSeq, a predicted model, not a curated record